Messenger RNA from Taeniopygia guttata (zebra finch), 2207 nucleotides. RefSeq names its product gliomedin (gene GLDN). The record is from RefSeq and is a predicted model, not a curated record. Gene Ontology annotation, biological process: signal transduction. Gene Ontology annotation, cellular component: cell surface. NCBI's taxonomy places the organism in Eukaryota, Metazoa, Chordata, Aves, Passeriformes, Estrildidae.
GCUGCUGGCCGCCGUGGGGCUGCUGUCGGCGCUCAGCGCCGCGGGCACGCUGUUCCUGCUGGCGCAGUGGCGGGAGCUCGGCGCGGCGCUGCGGGAGCUGGAGGCGGCGGGGAACGGCUCCGUGCGGGGGCUGCCGCCCGGGCCCGCGCCCGCCGCCCGCGCCAAGCGCAGCCGCCGCGGGGAGCGCGCCCGCGGUGCUGUGCGCGCCGAGAGCGACGAGAUGCUGCUGAUGCUCACCUACUCCAUGGUGCCGGUCCGAGUGAUGGUGGAUUUGUGUAACAGCACAAAAGGGAUAUGUUUAACAGGCCCCCCAGGACCCCCAGGGCCUCCUGGGCUGCCUGGCUACAAUGGAUCAGAUGGAAUCCCAGGAACUCCAGGACAAAAGGGAGAACCAGGAGUAAAUGGAAAAAGAGGAAAAAUAGGUUUGCCAGGACCAAAAGGUGAUCAAGGACAGAAAGGAGAACCAGGAGAAAUGGGUUUACCUGGCAAGGAUGGUAUGCCAGGAGGAAAAGGUGCAAGAGGAUUCAAGGGAGAAAAGGGGGAUGCAAACAAUGAUGUGAUAUUAGAAGGUGCAAAAGGUGAGCCUGGACCCCCUGGGCCCCCUGGACCUCCUGGACCCCCAGGGCCUCCACGUAAACGUAAAGGUAAAGGCAAGGCGGAGCUUCGGGAGAACACCUACAGCAGCCAAUGCACAGAUGAGAUAUGUGAUGUACCAAAUGAUGAUACUCUUGCUGGAAAGGCUGAAGACAGAAACCCAGGUCCUUCAAAAAAAGCAGAAUGUGUUAUAAAGUCUGUAGGAAGUCCUGUUCACUUUGUCAGUGUACAGCAAACGUUUGGAACUUGGAUGAGGGAACCUGCAAACAUAAGUGAUGAAAGGAUUUGGCUCACCAUGCAUUUUUCAGGAAACUAUAUAAAAGAAUAUGAAAAUUCCAAUGCCUUGCUGAAUGAUAGCUACAGGAUCAUUAACAUCACAGGAUUUUUCUAUGGAUGUGGUCAUGCAGUACAAAACAAUCAUCUAUACUAUCAGAAGGGAGGAACUGAUGUCAUUCUGAAAUUUGGGCUCGAUAAAGAGUCGCUGGGCACCCUGCUCAUCGAGAAUGCCUUACACCAGGGCCGGAACUACCUCUUCUCCAACUCCAAGACGUAUUUCAACAUAGCAGUGGAUGAAAAGGGUCUUUGGAUUAUAUAUGCCUCAAGCACUGAUGAAAAUAUAAUGGUAGCACACGUAGAUGAAGAAACGUUCUCAGUCAUUCGGCACAUCAAUACCACCUAUCCUAAGUCCAAGGCUGGUAAUGCAUUCAUAGCAUGUGGCAUUCUGUAUGUUACUGACACUAAGGACAUGACAGUAAGUUUUGCUUUUGAUUUACUGAAAGGGAAGCAGAUUGAUGCAAGGUUUGAGUUACGGUCUUCACAGUCUGUUCUUGCUAUGCUUUCGUACAGUCUGCGAGACAAGAAUUUGUACACGUGGGAGAAUGGAAGCUUAAUGGUAUACCCAGUCCAUUUUGGCAGAUGAAUAUAUUUUCACAUGCCACCUUUGACUACAGGAUCUGUUUAAAGCUCUCUGAUAUACACAUGGGGGUCUCUUCACUUGGUAUAAUCUUCUGUUUGCUGAUGGUGGUUUGUGAGUGUGUAUGAAAGGGAGAUCAGGUGCCUUUGUAUAAACACACUUCAAUUACAUAGGCCAUCCUCACCUUUAAAACAAAUUGUUGUUCACUAUUGCAGAUGGCACACAGCAUAGACAUACUUCUGUUUUUCCCUUACUCAGAUGAUAACUGUGUCUAAUGUACAUUGAUUAUUCCAUGGUCAUGUGCUCAGCAGAGACUAUUUGUAACUUUUAUUUACAAUCAUCUUCUCUGCAAUCAUUUUCUAGUCAGUGAUGAUGGUCUAAUAUAAAUAUCUAAAUAAGGAACUUUUGUGUACAAAUACCUUUGUCACCUUCAUUUAAUUUCCAAGGAUUCUGUGUGACCAUUUUUUCUGGACAAAGGUUUAAAGCUGUUAAAAUAAUGGGACUGCAAAUACUUGUUUAAAUAGGAAAAAAGAGAAGAAAGCUUAAAAUUUGACAAGUCAAAUCAAAUAUUAAUAAUCAAAAGCAAAAUCCAGCUAAAGGAAAAUGGGAAUAAUAGCAUUACAUACUGAAUAGAGAUGAAUUGUGUUUCUUUAAAAUUAAAGACAUAACCUUUAUGAUUAAAAUUUCAUUUUUAACAGUA